UAGUAGCAUUGUAUCUAUAGAGAGAGUAUAGUAAAGUGUGUGUGAUGAAAUCAGAAAAAAUGGAUUGGGCGAUCCUAAGAGGAAGAGAGGGAUGUUAUGAGCAGUACUCUUCACUAUCUGAAUUCAUACAUGAUUUAGACGAAGAAGCCGAUUUGGCACAUGAGAUAUCAGUAUGGGGAUGUGUUUUGUAUGAGAAACAACAGCAACAGCAGCAAAUCUUAACUCUGAUGUUAAACUUUGCAGCCGAGUCUUGUUAUACGGACCGUCAUUACAUGAUGCAGUUUUGGGGAGUAGUGAAAGUGGAGGGCAGCCAUCAUUACCUCUCUUCCUCGCAUCACCCUUUUUGUUUUAAAAGACUCAUGAAGGGGAUUUGCUGGUACAGGAAGCUAUGUAGGGAUCAUGUCUACGUUGUCGACGUCGGUGAUGAGAAACUCGGAGGCGUAGGACGGGCAUACCGGAAUAAGCAUCCCGAAUCCACACCAGAUUUGAGGCUCUACUCUACCUAUGAAUUCCCCAUGCGCGAUGAUGCUGCAGGCUGCGGCUUCAGAUCUUACAUGGCACUGCCUCUGUUUGAUUGCAAUACCAAUGAAUACUAUGGUGUGUUGGAGCUCUUGCUUGAUCAUGAUCAUGUUAUAGGAAGUCUUCUAAUAUCCAAGCUGGAUCGAGCAUUACAGAGAGUAUGGUUGAGGUCAACUCACAAUUCCGUUUCUAUUAGUGACUUCAUAAAGGAAAAGCAACCUGAGAGAGAAAUGAGGGAGAUACUUGAAUUAGCAGUGGCGACAGUCCCACAACUAUAUCUGGCACUAGUUUGGGUUCCUUGCAACAAGCAGUGUGUUAACAUCGACACAAACUUAUGUUGCAUGGAAUUAGCAUCUUUCAUCACUUCUGAAAAUAAAGUGGUUAAUUCUUACCACAAUUUUUAUGGAGAUAUGUAUCAGUAUCUUGAUGCUUGUGCAUUUCACAAUCUACUUAUAGAUGUCAGGAGCUGCCAUUCAAAUUUAUGUGAUCAUUUCAAUAUAGCUAAGAAUCCAUUGGCGCACUAUGCUCAAAGGGCUAGGAUGUCCAAUCCUUUUGUUAUUUCUCAUCACAGCAAUAGAAACCACUUGUAUAUCAUUCAAUUUUUUCUUCAACCAAAACCAAAAUUCAGAGAAGUUGCAUACGGUGAAAAUCCUCUGGUGUUGCUGUUAGGGAUAGUGGAGAUGAAUCUCAAAAACUCUAAGUAUCUGUCGUGGGGACAAAAUGUAGAGAAAUCUGAAAUGCCUGAAUUACUUGAUGGUUUAAAAGAGACCAACUCCUAUAAGCAAAAGAUUUCGGAGUCCAACUUCACGACAUACUUGGAAACAGUUGACUUGCAUUGCCUACGACCCUCCUCAGCGGAUGGUGGCGAAGGAUGGGUUUUUUGCUUGCUAGCUGCAGAGAGAUUACUUGUACGCACACGGAUGAGGGAGAAGAUAGAAAAUUUUAUGAAGAACGUAGCAAUAAAACAUUGGGGGGAAGGCUAUUGGUUAGUACAGUUUUGGGCACCCAAAAUGGUGGAGAAUAGGUGUUAUCUAGAGACUUCAGACCAGCCUUAUGCUGUCGGCUGUCUAGCCAAAGGUUUGGCUUCAUUUAGGAAAAAAUGUACGACACAUUACUAUUUUGUGGACGAGCAAGCCGUAGAAGAGGAACUCGGACCCCCCGGACGUGUCUUCAGAAGCAAGCACCUUGAGAUCACCCCAGACCUCUUCCAUUACACUACAGAAGAAUUUCCAAUAAGAAAUUAUGCAAUGCAUUGUUGUAGUCACCGAGGAUAUUUUGUUUUGCCCAUAUUUGAUGAUGAACACAAUCACAAGUGUGUCGGUGUGCUUGAGUUCCUUGGAUUUCAUUAUCAUCAGCUUGAAGAUAUCAGAGAAGAACUAAAGGAUGCAAAACUGUGCUCGAUUCACACUGACUUGCACCCAAGCUUCUUAGAAAAUGAACUACUUGUCAAUUCUAUCAACUGCAGGAGAGAAGCACUGUCUGAAGUCAACAAUGCCCUUGAACGGAUCUGUGAUAGCAUUCCCCAACUUCAUAUGGCAAAUGUUUGGGUCCCUAAAGAAGAUUGUGAUAUUAGUACUAAUAUGAGUUGCAUGAAACUCGAAUUUUCUACUAAUGAAAUAUUGAACUCUAUGCAUACAGAUGAAGUUAAUUGGAUUCACGUGCAAUCCAAAAAAGGGAUUGUUGGGAUGGUAUUGGCAUCUGAAAACAAAUCCUGCUUUUGUCUAAAUUUAUAUGAAUUGAGCAUAGUUGAUCAGCCCCUAUCACACUUUGAAAUGAGUGAGAGAUAUGAUGUUUGUUUUGCAAUUUGUUUGCAAAGUUCACACACUGGUGAGCUUCCUUAUGUCGCAGAGUUCUUUCUCUACCCAGUUCCUGCAACAUAUGAAUAUCUUCGGUCCUUCUUGAACUUUCUACUGAAGAUGAUGAAGCAAGAACUCAAAUCAUUUAAGAUGGCAUGUGGGAAACAACUAGGAGAGGAAUUGGUGGUUGAAGUUAUCGAAUUUUCUGAUGCAAACAAACUUGAUUCAUCUGAUUCAGAGCACACAGAUGUGUUUCCGAUCAAAUUCAAAAGUGUGCAGUACAGUCAACAUAGUGAAGAACAACAUACAGAAGAACACAAUGUUGUUGAUUCCGAUUCCAAGAGAAAAGAGAAAGGAAAAAGGAAAAAAGAAGAACCUAGCAUUACUGCCUCAGAUUCCAAUAGAAAACAGAAAGGAAAACAAAAAAGAGAGGCUGCUUCAGAUGCCAAGACAAGAGAUAAAGGAGAAACGAAAACCGGUCUCAGUCUUAGCUAUGAGAUUCUCAAGCCACAUUUCGGGAAGAAGCUACAAGAUGUUGAGAAAGAGCUUGGUUGUAAGAGAUCAACAAUAAAGCGUACAUGCAGAAAAUAUGGCAUUAAAAGGUGGCCAAAUAAAAAAGAACACAUAAAAAAUCUAUCCCUCUUUGAAAGAGAAAGUGGGAGCGAGUCUACAAACACAGAAAGCACUCAUCCUCUCAUUGUUGAGAAGGAGACGGAGAAGGUGAUAAUAAAGGUGAAAGACAAAGAAGAUACAAUAAAAUUUGAGUUAUGUCUCUCCUUAGGAGUGGGUAAGCUUUUUGAAGAAGUGGCCAAAAAAUUUAAUUUGAAGGUGGGUGCUUUCAAGCUGAAAUAUAUGGAUGAAGAUGAGGACGAGAUCUUAUUAACAUGUGAUGAGGAUUUGCAGCUUUGUCCAAAGAGUCAGACAGCAACGGGCAAGACUUGUAUCCACUUUUACGUUCAAUUGAUUUCUAAAUAAGCUCCUCUGGAUUUUAUGAUGUGUGUGAAAUAAAUUAGCUUACGGCAUUUCUUCCCUUAUAUAUCUAUCAUGUGCUUGUUUGUGCUUUCUCUUUUUCUUGGAUUUCUGUUGUAAAUUGUAAGAGCUUCUUUUUCUGUAUGUAAACAUCCAAUUACACAUGUGUUCUGGUUAUUUGGGUUGCAACAGGAAAAUUAAGUUUAGUUUCUUGA
Messenger RNA from Salvia miltiorrhiza (redroot sage), 3499 nucleotides. RefSeq names its product protein NLP6-like. Lineage: Eukaryota; Viridiplantae; Streptophyta; Magnoliopsida; Lamiales; Lamiaceae. The transcript has 6 exons. Gene Ontology annotation, molecular function: DNA-binding transcription factor activity; protein binding. The record is from RefSeq and is a predicted model, not a curated record. Bases 45 to 3290 code for a protein of 1081 amino acids.